GCCGUUAUUUCCUGAUUAUAUGGAUAGCCUAUGCGGGCGCAUCUGCAUGACUCGAACUGAAUUUCAGAACCAAAACUCAGGUCUCCAAAUGAACGCACUUCCACUUGUUUUUUUAAGCAAUCCAGGCGGUUAUGUUUAUCGUUCAGAAAUGCUGAAACAAGAUGCGGUGUUGCCUUUUUGUUCUACUGUUAUUGUUUCGCCAUCCAUUUCACGCAGAUCUACACUUCUUUCAUCGACGCUGUGUGGCAAGCCAGGGAACAUUGUAUCCCAAGAACAUUCAGUUCGUUAUGGUAGAUGAUAUAAUGGUCUACUAUUAUCUUCAUGAUUCGGUCGAAUCCUCACUACCAAAGUGGAUGAACCAUUCAGAGGGUAUUUUGCUCUGGAGAGAAAUGACAAGAAAUCUGAAAUACAACCGUUACAUUAUGGACAAUGCUGUGAGAAUAACAAGUAAACGCUUCAACCACUCGCAUGAUCACCUUUACCAGGCCCAUGGCUGGUGCCAGUGGAAUGAGGAGGAUGACAGCUUCUCUGCAGCCAUGGGCCAUGCGUACGACGGGAAAGACUUUGUUAGUUUCCACGUGCCAUCCAGAACUUGGACAGCAGCAGUACCUGAAGCGGUGUUCUAUAAGAGGCACAGAGAGGAGAACAUCGAGAACCUCCAUGAUCUGAUUGACGCCUAUGAGUCCACAUGUAUCAGGUGGCUGAGGAAAUUGGUGACAUUUAGUGCAGGGGAACGGAUGGGAAAAGUUCCAGAAACCAUGCUGUUUGAAAGUUCUUCCUCUCCUGACUCCUCUCGUGAGAUGGUGACAUGCUUCGCCACUGGGUUUUACCCCCGUGCUUUGAAAAUGGAGUGGGUCAAUCAAACUGGUCACGUGAUGGUGGAUGGGGUGAGUGGGGGAGAGGUGCUGCCCAAUGGGGAUGGCACAUACCAGGUGAGACGAAGCCUUAAAGUGCCCAUUGGAGCAGAGGAGUCCCGGGUGUACAGGUGCAUCGUGCAGCACAGCGGCUUGGAUGGAAACCUCUCUCUGACGUGGGAGCCCAAGAGGAGGUUGCGAAUACAUGUGGGAUGCAUCAUAACAGCUGCCAUGGCAGUGCUUGCUUUGAUAGUGUUCAUAAAAAGAGUCAUGCUCACUAAAACCAAUGUCAAGGAUUUACACACAACAGGAGAAAAUGUGAGCGUUCAACAGAACCAUGCAAAUGACAUAUUAACUUCUGCUCUCAACACGGCUCUUCAAUCUGACAAUUAGACUACUUUUGGCCGAGG
This is a messenger RNA of Engraulis encrasicolus (European anchovy), 1264 nucleotides long. RefSeq names its product H-2 class I histocompatibility antigen, K-B alpha chain-like. Gene Ontology annotation, biological process: immune response. The record is from RefSeq and is a predicted model, not a curated record. The coding region runs from base 162 to 1247 and encodes 361 amino acids. NCBI's taxonomy places the organism in Eukaryota, Metazoa, Chordata, Actinopteri, Clupeiformes, Engraulidae. The transcript is spliced from 6 exons. Gene Ontology annotation, cellular component: external side of plasma membrane.